This is a messenger RNA of Salmo salar (Atlantic salmon), 2431 nucleotides long. RefSeq lists its product as uncharacterized. Lineage: Eukaryota; Metazoa; Chordata; Actinopteri; Salmoniformes; Salmonidae. Gene Ontology annotation, cellular component: transcription regulator complex; chromatin; PcG protein complex. Gene Ontology annotation, molecular function: RNA polymerase II cis-regulatory region sequence-specific DNA binding; DNA-binding transcription factor activity, RNA polymerase II-specific. The record is from RefSeq and is a predicted model, not a curated record. Gene Ontology annotation, biological process: regulation of transcription by RNA polymerase II.
GCGUGACGUAUAAUGGACUGGACGGGACGCUUCUUCAGGAACAACAACACGGCUACUCUUUCUACCACCUCGGUAGCUUGCUAGCCAACAUAAAACUGAAAGAUUGACGCUUUAGACCAUGUUAAUGUACAUUAGCUAAUCUCAGUGUUGUUAACACAGUUCUGUUGACGUGUUAACUUUAACCUAAUUUGCUUGUUCAAUUUGCAAACGUGUUAAAUAUUUAUACUGAGGUUUGCACCAGGCUAGUAGCUAAUGCUAACUAGCUAGCUAACAUCCCCGACCAUGACCUCACUAAACUACUCGUCCCCUGCUAAAGAAGAAGGGGUCUGCUGUAUGGAGAAAGAAGCUCUGAGGCUGAACAUUGUCGUGAAAGAAGAAGAGGAUGUUAUAGAGGAAACAGAGGAAGAACCUUUUAGAGAGGAAGAGGAUGCUAUCUCAAUAAAGGUGAAGAAGGAAGACGUCUUGGGAGUGAAAGAGGAAGAGACAGAAUAUCAGAUUACCACCAGAGAGAGACAUGACUAUCAUGGAUCCUCUGGGGAGCCUCAACAACAUCCUGAUGCUGACGAGGCAGAGAAGAGUCUCUCCAGUUCAGAACACCAGAUGGACAACGCUAGCUCUUCCUCCCUCCCGGAGUCCCUGUGUUGUGCCUCUCCUGGUAGCGCCUUACUGCUGGGUAUGAAGAGGUUGUCUGUGCUGCUGGUGGACUGCAGGAAAACAACGGGGCUGAGUGGAACUGUGAGAGGAGGAGAAGAGAAGAAAGGAUUAGAUUUAACUCAUCAAAGAGGAAAACCAAACUUCGAGGAACCGAAGAUGUCCAAACCAGCAAGACGACACCUCUGCUCCCAGUGUGGAAAGAGUUUUAACCAGUUAGGAAGCCUGAAAGCUCAUGAACGAAUACACACAGGGGAGAAGCCUUACCACUGCUCCCAGUGUGGAACUAGGUUUACCAGAUUAGGAAGCCUGAAAAGACAUGAGAGGAUACACACAGGAGUGAAGCCACACCAUUGUGCCCAGUGUGGAAAGAGUUUUAACAAGUUAGGAAACAUGAAAUCUCAUGAGCGAAUACACACAGGGGAGAAGCCUUACCACUGCUCACAUUGUGGAAAGAGUUUUAGAGAGUCAGGAAACCUGAACGCUCAUAAGCGAAUACACACAGGGGAGAAGCCUUACCGCUGCUCCCACUGCGGAAAGCGUUUUAACCAUUCAGGAAAGCUGAAAGAACACAUGAGACUGCACACAGGGGAGGACCCUUGCAAAUGCUCAGACUGUGGGAAGACAUAUUACUCAUCACGGUCACUUAAACGUCAUGUGAGAAUCCACACGGGAGAAUAAUUACUUCUCCUAGUGUGUAAAUUGAUAUUUAACAUCAUAUUGACUUAAAAUUCAUCAGAGAACAUACACAAUGCUCCCAUUGUCUUAUAUUGUUGACUGAGAAUGUGUUUACCUGUCUUUACCAUAUGAAAUUGAAUUGUACAAAAUAUUCUUAAACAUAUAUUUGUAUGUUUUUAUUAGAAAACAUGAAGUGAAUAGGGAGUAUGUUAGUUUGAAUAUAAAGUAGAUCAGAUUCCAUGUGUUUAAAUGGUCCUUUUUCUAAACUCUGACUGUGUGUGUUUUUCUGAGUGUCAUUCCUCCAGCACUACAGAUAAUCAAGUGAUAGUUGGAUGUGAUGUAUUUGCUCCAUUGUUUACAUUUGCAUUGUUGGCCCAAUGAUGAUUUAAUGAAAUUAAAAUGUUCACAGACUCGGUAAUGGAAAAGGGUAAUUGUAAACUCAGCAAAAAAGAAACGUCCUCUCACUGUCAAGUGUGUUUAUUUUCAAUGAACUUAACAUGUGUAAAUCUGCAGUCCUCAUGCCUCCUUGCAGCAUGCAUAAGGCACGUUCCCGCAGAUGAGCAGGGACCUUGGGCAUCUUUCUUUUGGUGUUUUUCAGAGUCAAUAGAAAGGCCUCUUUAGUGUCCUAAGUUUUCAUAACUGUGACCUUAAUUGCCUACCGUCUGUAAGAUGUUAGUGUCUUAACGACCGUUCUACAGGUGCAUGUUCAUUAAUUGUUUAUGGUUCAUUGAACAAGCAUGGGAAAGUGUUUAAACCCAUUACAAUAAAGAUCUGGGAAGCUAUUUGGAUUUUUACGAAUUGUCUUUGAGAGACAGGGUCCUGAAAAAGGGACGUUUCUUUUUUUGCUGAGUUUGUGUCCACAUAACUGAGUAUGUGACUAACCUUGUGAAACUGUCCUAUUAUAAUCUCCUGUUUUUGGGAGUAUCUUCCUGUGUUGCUAACCAGCUGCACCUGCAUCCUUGUAUGAAUAAAGUCCCUCCCAGGAACAGGAAACUAUAAAGAUAUGUGCUCAUCACCCAAUGCUUCAGGAAUUCAGACUGUCUACGCUGUGAUGAGUAGCUGUUUUUCUCUCUGAGCUCAGAAAUAAAGAAUCUUGGUUUGA